Molecule: messenger RNA, 910 nt
Organism: Hevea brasiliensis (rubber tree)
Lineage: Eukaryota; Viridiplantae; Streptophyta; Magnoliopsida; Malpighiales; Euphorbiaceae
Product: protein CURVATURE THYLAKOID 1B, chloroplastic
Exons: 6
Coding region: 233-751 (172 amino acids)
Cellular component (GO): chloroplast thylakoid membrane; thylakoid
Source: RefSeq, a predicted model, not a curated record
CUGGAUGAAAGGAAUGAGUGGUUCCAAGCUUCAAACUUGGAAGAAGUUCCAUCUCAAUAAAAAUUAUCAAACACCUUCAACUAAACCCAGAAAAAUUAGGAAAGCCCUAAUAAAAAAAGUUCACUAUAUUUUAACAUUUCUGCAUUUGCGCUCCCUAGCGUGCCAAUUAGGAUUAGAAUCUCUCACAGGUCAUUAGAAUAAUAUAACCUGUCUGUAGGGAUUUACUUCAACCAUGGCCUCAACUUCCUCCACAACCUUAUCGAUCUCCUCUUCAUCAAGCCUUGUUGACGCCAAGGCUCCUCGCCAAUCAGCAGCUGCAUCAUCACAAUGUGUGACCCUCCCCACCCUUCCUCCUCCUCCUGUCCAGUCUCAGAACCGUCCCUGGAACACCACUGCUUAUUGUCGAAAGAUAGCGCGAAAUGUUAUGGCUAUGGCUACAGGAGAGGCUCCAGCUGAGGUUGCUACAACUGAGCUGCCAGAGAUUGUCAAGACAAUUCAGGAAGCUUGGGAUCAGGUGGAAGACAAGUAUGCAGUGUCUUCACUAGCAGUGGCUGGAGUAGUUGCCCUUUGGGGUUCCACUGGGUUGAUCUCGGCAAUUGAUAGGCUUCCUUUGAUUCCUGGGGUUCUUGAGGUUGUUGGCAUUGGUUACACUGGAUGGUUUGCAUACAAGAACCUUAUUUUCAAACCUGACAGGGAAGCUUUGGUAGCAAAAAUAAAAGCCACAUACAGCGAAAUAAUUGGGAGCAGCUAAAAGGGAAUCCUCCGCUGAAGCGAAAUUUUUUCAUGAUUGUGCACAAGUAAACGUGCUUCAUUUCCUUUGCAUAAGUUAAUUUCUAACCACCAGAGUAAAUCCUUGUAAUAUCUCUAAGACAAGUAAUUAAAUAUUUAAUUUCUCCACCUUUUAACGUUA